Solanum verrucosum is the source of this 983-nucleotide messenger RNA. RefSeq lists its product as uncharacterized. The transcript has a single exon. Bases 20 to 883 code for a protein of 287 amino acids. The record is from RefSeq and is a predicted model, not a curated record. Lineage: Eukaryota; Viridiplantae; Streptophyta; Magnoliopsida; Solanales; Solanaceae.
UUGUUAUUUCUCUCCAUAUAUGGAAGAAAAUAAAAACCAAAAUCUCCUUCAACCUCUCAUACAAACAACCAACACAAACUCUUAUGAAAAUGACCACAAAAUCAUCUCUUAUUCAUUAAAUACAAGUAUAAUUCUUAGACUUGUUAUGGUCAUUUUUGUAGGAAUAGUCUCCUUAUGGGCAAAUUAUGAAGUUUCCAAAGGUUUUUCCAUAACUAUUGUCAAUGAAGCCAUUGAGGGUACAUUUGCAAAUAAGCGUUUCGAUCUCUUUUACGUGUCAAACGAUGAAGCCACACGUUUAGUCCUGAGGACUAGUAAAUUCGUUGAAAAUAUUCUUUACCCUAUCAGUGAUCGUCAAGAUUCUGGUCAACCAGGAAUCAAGAAGCAAGUCAAACACGUCAUCCUUCAACUAUCUAGUCGGAAUUUGACUAGUCCAGUCAUUGUUAAGUCGUCUCGAGAUGACAAGGAUGUGUUUGUUGUAUAUAUAAGUCCUUCAAUUUUGGAAGGUCUUAAUUAUAAGCGUGACAUGUUUUUGGCGUUGCAAAAAGGUAUGGCGCGUAUAUGGCUAUGGGAUGGUCAAGGUAAUGCCCCGUCUAGUCUUGUAAAUGGCAUGACUGAGUAUAUUACCAGUUUGGCUAGUUUAUCUAGACGUGUUACGUAUGAAUUUGAAUCAGUCAAGUCAGUGAAAUUAAACAGGAGUUGUUGGAAGAGCAAGGAUAAAAGGACUAUAGUAAAGUUAUUGAGUUAUUGUGAGGGGAAAAAAGAAGGAUUUGUUAGAAGAUUGAACAAAGAAAUGAAAAAUGGUUGGCAUGAGAAAAUAAUUGAUGAUGUAUUAGGAAUGCCAACUUGGCAUUUAUGUGAAACUUAUAAUAAAGAGAUACUCUGAAUAAAUUUGUGAUUGAGUAAAUAACUCUAUGAACGAAUGAAUCAAAUUGAUUGACAAAAUGAAUAGAUUUGUAUAAAUUAUAUAUUUUGUUGUCAUUUUA